CCCUAUCCCCCGGCCGGGUUCUCCGGGCGCGGCGCCGCAGCGCGGCGGGGCCAUGGCCGACAGCAGCGCGGUGCCGGCGGUGGGGAUGUCGUUGCCGCGGCUGGAGAAGCCGAUCAAGCAGGCGUUCUACAACACCGGGGCGCUGCUGUUCGCGGGGCUGUGCUGCGGCGCGGCCGUGCUGGUCUACUUCAUCCUGGAGGCCUUCCUGCGGCCGCUGCUGUGGGCCGUGCUGUGCGGCACCUUCCUGCACCCCUUCAAGAGCUCGCUGACGGCGCUGGGGCGGCGCUGGCUGGGGCGGCUGCAGCGCUCCCGCACGCCCGUGCUGCUGGCCGCGCUCCUUCUGCCCGUCUGCUUCGCCGACUACGGCGUGGAGGCGCUGGGCGAGCAGGCGCUGCGGCGGCGGCGGCUGCUGCUGCUGCUGGGCGCCGGCGGGCCGCUGCUCUACGGGCUGUACAGCCUGGGCAGCUCGCUGGGCGCGCAGGUGCUGCUGGCCCAGGCGGCCCGGCUCAUCUGCCGAGGGCUGGACUGCUUCAGCAGCCAGUGGAUAUGGACCUUGGUAGUUGGUUACCUGCUGGUGGUUUCAUUCAAGUGGAAUAUAAGCACCGAACGUUACUUAAAAGCAAUCUCUGUCCCAGUAUGGAUUAUGCUGCUCUUUCACCUAGCUUCUGUGGCAGGUUCCUGGAGAAUUCCUGUGUUUCUGGUUAUAGUUGUUCUGAUGACUGUAGGCAUGUUGCAUGAACAGCACAAUGGAAAGGAGUCUUCUGGCACAGAGCUUCCUGGUCAGAUGUUUUCCAUUGCUGCUUCGACUAUUGCCAUGGCAAUUUCAAUGACAGAAGAUGAGUCCAGUGGUGAACAUUCCUCGCAACCCUCAGGAGCAACAGAAGGUGAUCAGCCUCCACAUGCUUCGUCAUCUUUAUCCUCCUCUUCAUCCCCUUCUGGAAGCAGACAAAGACCUGAGAUUGGAUCUUUUCUUAGAAAAAAGAAAACCAGUGACAUUUACUUUGUUACGCUUGUGUGGGCCAUUGUCAUUGUCCAGAUCUGGCUAAAUUUCUGGAUUGUGCAGCUAUUGCCAGUGCCUUUUGCAGUUUGGGCACUUAAAAAACUUGUGGUUCAUUUUGGAGUUCUGACCUUCAUGGCAAGCCAUUGCAAAAGUUGGUGGCAAUUUGUUGAAAAUUUUGUGAAGGAACGUCAGGAAGCUCUUGCUCCAUGGCCAAUCAGAGGGCUUGGAAGAGUCAUGCUAAAGCUUGACAGUAAGCUGUGGCACUGGCUUAAUAAGAAGAUGAUCGUGUGGUUGGAGAAAAUGCUAGAUAAAAUAAUAAGCAUUUUCAUAAUAUUUUUGCUAGUGAUAGGAACUCUUCUGCUAGCCCUGCUCCUUACUGCAAAGGUACAUCAAGAGAGCGUUCACAUGAUUCAAGUCACAAGCAGCUUGAUCAAUGAGACAGUAGCCAGUCACCCAGAAUGGGCAAACUGGCUCCCAGAAGCCCAGGUUAUUCAGAAGGCACUCAAUUCAGCAGCUAAUAAUGUAUACCAAUAUGGCCGAGAAUGGAUUACACAUAAGCUCCAUAAGAUUUUAGGAGAUAAAGUGAAUAACACCGCUGUGAUUGAAAAACAAGUGCUAGAGCUGUGGGACAGACUUUAUCACUCUUGGUUUGUGAAGAAUGUAACACAUUCUGGAAGACACAAAGGUCACAAAUGGCACAUAAACCGUCAAAACAGCUGGCUUGGUGAUAUUCUGGACUGGCAAGAUGUUGCAUCAUUUGUUCAUGAUAACAUCGAAACAUUUCUUUCAAUCCUGGAGUCCCUGUGGAUAGUGAUGAGUCGCAAUGUGAGCCUCUUGUUUACUACAGUUACAACAUUAGUGACAAUCCUUUUCCACAGCGGGACAGCUCUUCUCAAUUUUGUGCUUUCAGUGGUAAGUAAUAUGUCAGUAAUAUGUCAUUCAUUUACAUGGUCUUUUUACUGAAAGAACUUGACUGCACAUGUUGUAACAAUGAAAAACCAAACCUAAAGCACUGAAAAUACCUUCUAACCUUAUCUGCCACCAAAACCUUAAUUUUGCACCUACCAAAUCUAUUGGUUUGGGAGGCGUUCUAGCCAAUGGGCAACAUUUGUGUAACUUUUACAUUAAGAAGCUGGCAGACUUCCUGUAAUUCUGUCACGGAGAACUCUUGUUUCUGUCUUUGAAGAUACUUGUGAUAUCCUGCAUAACUACAGAAGUCUUCUGGAAUGUCUUCAUAAGCGUAUCUUUAAGCAAGCCAAUAGUCUCAUAAGAGGUGAAAAAUUGUUAGAGGGAAAUGUCAGCAAAAGUAUUUUUAUUUCACAGGGAUUACCUUAUAUUCUCUUUUUUUAAGGAAGUGUCUUCAGCACAUCUGUGGAAGGGAGGUGAUGUGUU
Cuculus canorus (common cuckoo) is the source of this 2392-nucleotide messenger RNA. RefSeq names its product transmembrane protein 245 (gene TMEM245). NCBI's taxonomy places the organism in Eukaryota, Metazoa, Chordata, Aves, Cuculiformes, Cuculidae. The coding region runs from base 53 to 1963 and encodes 636 amino acids. The record is from RefSeq and is a predicted model, not a curated record. The transcript has 13 exons.